AUGACCGGGAAGCGCAAAAAUCCCUUGCGCGGAAGAUUGGUGGCCAAGGCCCGUGGCGAGUCUCUCAUCAACGAUACGUCUCGUAAAGAGAGCGUCGGCGUCCGCGGCAGCAAGACGCAAAUGUCGGCGUCCAUUUCGGAGUCGUUCAGCGACAGCGGUGGCAGCAGCAGCAGCAGCAGCGUGACAGAGCCGAUAAGCCUGUCGCUGUUAUCUUCCUUCGCCUCGGCCACCAAGUACAAGCCUGAUUUCUUCUUCGCGCUCCUCCCACAGUUCGAAGAGCUCGUCUACCCCUUCAGCCCCGCCAUGUCGGCCAAGGACAUUGUGGCCUCCGUCUCAGCCAUGUACGAUAAUUUUGAGAACGCGGCGCUGGUCUACGCCUAUGCAGCCGCCACGACCUUUCUCAGCCAGACCUCCGACACUUUGCACGGCGACGUGGCCAUGCAGCUGAACGAGCUCGUCCAGUACAGUCUCGAGGCCCACAAGCGCGCCGAGAUUACUCUCGACGACCAGGGCCGCCUGGACGAGAAGCCCGCCCCGACCAACAAGCGCAUCAUGACGUGCAUCUACCUCGAGAUUGCCAUGAUGGCCUUCAAGCGCUUUGACCGCAGCUUCAGCAUCCUCCGCGAAGCCAUCACCAUGCUCCAGGUCCGUCAGGUCAUGAUGCGCGACAGGCCUGCCCCGCCUGCCGACUUCUUGGCGUACCAGAGGCUGUAUAGGGAAGCUUGGAUUCAUGAGCGCUUCCUGACCAUUACCUCGGGCUACCCUAGCGUCCUGGCCCCGCUGGUACCAGCCCGGCCAGCCGCCGACCCAAAUACUCCGAUGCACAUCGAGGCCGGCUUCAACAGGCUGAUUCACCUUUUCUCCAUUCUUGACGACACGUUCCUCGCCUCGUGGCACGGCCACGACAAUACCAUUACGGCUGGCUGGAUUGAAGCCAAGCAGGUCCAGCUCGAUCAGGACGAGAUUGACGCCGCAGAGGCCGAGCGCGACCUCUGGAAUCGCGGCCACACAGGGCUUUCGGAGCGUCAGCAUGCAGAUCUCUUUAUUACGCGGCUGUGGUUGCGCACUUCGCUCUGGCAGCUCGCCCUAUCCAAUGGGUUUUUGCGGUUCGCCCCUUCGCGCGAUACUCACGAAGGCCUCUCCCUGCUGUUCCCCGUGCAGAGACUCACGACGCAGCUGCACAGUCUGGUCAGCCGUCUUGACAGCAUUGCAAGUAUAAGUUCGCAGGGAAGCGGCAUCUUACAGAAGCUGUUCGAGGUCACCAGCACCAUUGCCGACGUUCUUGCUCUUUACCCCGCUCGCAACCAAGAGGAUGGCGGGUGGGUGAGAGGCGGAGCAGCAACGACAGAAGGAGGCGGAAGCGGAUCAGGCUUGGAUUCUCAUAUCGAGGAUUUCGGAUACGUCGCAAGGUUUUUGUUGUCCUUUGAGGGCGUUCGUGAGACGCAAAAAGUCUAUCUGCGGGAAAAGCUCGAGAUGCUGCAUCAGUCGCAUGUCGUGGUGGGCUUUAUCGAUUGGCCGCCAUUCGCACCAUCGACGUAG
This is a messenger RNA of Alternaria atra, 1539 nucleotides long. RefSeq lists its product as uncharacterized. Bases 1 to 1539 code for a protein of 512 amino acids. Lineage: Eukaryota; Fungi; Ascomycota; Dothideomycetes; Pleosporales; Pleosporaceae. The record is from RefSeq and is a predicted model, not a curated record. The transcript has a single exon.